AUGAGUAUACAAAAGAGAAAAGAGUCACGGCUAUACAGUGAGUCCAAUUGGGAUCGUACUGGUUCCUUUGCCUCCCACCAUGGGACCCACCGUGGGUCUCAUGGUUUUCAUGGUUCCUCAACACACCCCACCCACCACCAUAUGAAGCAUGGAGGACGUCAUGAUCAGAAAAUAAUAAUGCCACAAGUUCCACGAAAAAAUUACCUACAUUUUCUGGAAGAGAAAAGAAGACUACAAUUCAAGAAAUUUCUCCUUCACAGAAUGUUUCUUGUGGCCAAGAUAUCAGCAAAUGUGGAAAAGAAAAAAAUUACAGAUUACUAUGAGCAAUUAUAUCAAAAUAUACUCAAGUAUCACCUGGGAGAAAAUGUGACCGGGAUCAUCCUUAUCUAUCCUACAACCAUUCUCCACGUCCUCGAGAGCUCCACUGGGACUCUUUACCGAAUUCUUCAAGACUACGUUUCUCAUGAUGAAAAUGAACCUGAUUUUUUGCUCCAAGAUCUAAAAAUUUUAGUUGUGUCUCAUAACAUUCCAACGAGACUCUUCAUGCAAUGGUACACCUCGGUGGUCACCGUACCUGUGAUGUAUCUGGAAGAUAUCACUCAGUCCCAAUCUAAAGACGAGGUGGUCACUGACUGCCUCACCCUGGUGCUCAAACUGGGCAUGUACCUAUUAAGGAAUGUUAAAGUAGGCACUAAAGGGCCAGGGGAUACCCUGCACAAUCUUGUGCCUGAACUUCUUCUCCCUGAAGAAAUCAUAAAGUAUCUGUGCAAAGCUGAAGGCUUCUUGACUCCCGCAGAGUUUUUAAGAAUGUAUAACAAGCCUAUUCAUGUGACACUGGAUGCAGAAGUCGUGUGGCCUGCCCCCACACCUCUUUAG
Messenger RNA from Dromiciops gliroides (monito del monte), 876 nucleotides. It is a transcript of the gene TEX47, whose product is annotated as testis expressed 47. Bases 1 to 876 code for a protein of 291 amino acids. The record is from RefSeq and is a predicted model, not a curated record. The transcript has a single exon. Lineage: Eukaryota; Metazoa; Chordata; Mammalia; Microbiotheria; Microbiotheriidae.